This is a messenger RNA of Bufo gargarizans (Asiatic toad), 3502 nucleotides long. It is a transcript of the gene RASIP1, whose product is annotated as Ras interacting protein 1. The transcript is spliced from 12 exons. NCBI's taxonomy places the organism in Eukaryota, Metazoa, Chordata, Amphibia, Anura, Bufonidae. The coding region runs from base 389 to 3211 and encodes 940 amino acids. Gene Ontology annotation, cellular component: cell-cell junction. Gene Ontology annotation, molecular function: GTPase binding. Gene Ontology annotation, biological process: negative regulation of Rho protein signal transduction; angiogenesis; regulation of GTPase activity. The record is from RefSeq and is a predicted model, not a curated record.
AGAAGGGAAGAGAAACUCCUGUUAAAACAACUACAGGAACCAAAGGGAAUAUAAUUUAACUUUAGGACAGAAAAUGAAAUAGACUUUAUGAAGACUUUUAGCUCCAUGCUGAAAUUCAGUUCAACCACUUUCCAUUGACUUUAGUCUUUAUCUAAGUUGGAGUCUUUUUUGGUUAUUUUAAAAAUGAACACUUGAAUAGACAUUUUAUGGCACAUUGGGUCUGGUAAAUGGGAAUUUUCCUGAAUCUAAGCCAUGCAUUCUGAAGGCAAGAAUAAGAUGAAUACUAUUUGCUGAGGUUACAUUCUGAAUUGAGGAGGGAAGCGCUGCAGUAGAGCAGUCUGAAAAGAAUACGUCCUACAAUAUAUCUCAGUUUUGAAAGGGUUAUACAAUGUUUCACGAAGAGAAGAAGGAAGGAAGUCCUAGAUUCGGGAAACUUCAUUUUCCUGUGGGCCUCUGGAUUAAUUCUCCAAAGAAACACUUUGCCAAGCUAGGUAGACGGUGGCCUAGUGUUGGCUCCAUCAAGUCUACCUCCUCAGACACAGCAAGUCGCAGCAAUGAGACGGUGGAGUUACGUCAACCCACAAAGAAUAAAAACAAUCGUCACAAACGUCUAUCUAACAUCUUUCACCGUGGUACAAUACUGAUGACUGGUGGUAGUAUCAGUGCCGGUAGUGCAGCAGGGCGUUGGGCUAGUGAGAAGAAAUUAUCAGAGAUUAUUGAUUCAGUGCCAGAAGAUUUGGUUGAGCUUUCCAGUCAGAAAAAUUUGCCUGGUAUUCUGAAAAUAUUCGGAGAUGACAUUUCUUCUGGCACCAACUACAAAAGUGUUUUAGCUACCCCACGGUCCAUGGCACGGGAACUAGUAAAAGAAGCCCUGGAAAGAUACGCUGUGGCAGAUUCAGACACAGAGGCCUUUGUCCUUUGCGAUGUGGUAGGGCGUUUUGUAGGGCAUGAUGGUGAAUGGAAGAUGGAGUACCUACGCAUUGUUGGGGACAAUGAACGACCCCUGGUUUUACAAGAAAUGUGGAAGCCUAAAGCUGGGUUCUCUCGAAGGUUUGAAAUCAGGAGAAAGCAAGAGGUGGAGAAGAUGACUACAGCAGAAGAUAUCGAGACUGCAGGUGGGCAUGGAAUUAAUGCUCAAGCACGAAAACUACAAAAAAGUCGGUCUCGUGCAGCCUCCGGUGGAAAUGCUCCAUUACGAGAGAGGGAAGACAGCAUCUCUCUUCGUCGCAGUAUAAGUGAUAUCAACCUAAACACCAAGAAACGUAGAGAGAGGAAAAGUAUAAAGAGUAUGGUGGCUAAUGAUACGGACCCUGGUCAAGAUGGAGGGUUAAACCAAAAUGAUGGAAACAUACAAAACUCAACAGAACGCAAUAGCAGUGUAGAUUGUCCAGAGGAUUCUACUGAUCAGAUUGAUUUAGACUUUGAACGCCUCUCUCAGUGCCUAAUUCAACCACCUUCAGAACAUCCAUACUUCCUCCUUUUGCAAGGUUACAACAAAGAUGUGGACUUUAUUAUAUAUGUGAUGACCAGGAAGAAGCAUCUGUUUGGAAGAUCAGAAAAAGCUUCAAGAGACAAAGGUCCUUAUGUUGAUACCUUUCUAUCUGCUCCAGACAUACUUCCUCGUCACUGUUGUGUAUGGCGCUUGGAUUCUUCUACACAAAAAAAUAUAGUUCGAGUAAGGCCUUAUCGGGGGGCACUUGUUACUCACAAUGGAGGAGUCCUCCAAAGAGAAGCUGAACUGCAUACUGGGGACUUGUUAGGGCUUGGAGAGCACUUUUUGUUCAUGUACAAGGACCCUAGAGUAGCUCAAACACGGCCUGCUUGGCUUCCGCAGUCCUGGUCUACCUCUGGCUUGAGUGGAGCAUUUUCAUGUCAGAUGUGUGGCAGAUCACUUCAGGAGCGUCAAGAGGCUGUUCAGGCCUACAUAGAAAGCAGAGAUUUAAUCCUACAAUAUCGCUCUCAAGAAGAGGAUGCUGUACUAAAGGAGAUUAUUGAAAAAUCUGGUAACUCGAAAACUGAAUUUAAGAUGGCUCCUGCAUAUCUCUUUAGCCUUUGCAUUGAGCAUUCCACUCGAGCACUGGACCCUGGACACUUUCCUAAACUAGUAAUGAAGAUCGCCACCAUGAUAAAGGAAGUAGUUUGGGAGAAGAUUAAAGAGAUUGGAGACAAACAACCUGAAAAUCAGCAAGAAAAAAUGUUAGGGAGUUCUUUAGGCAUUGAAGAGGUGGCCUCGGACCUGCAACCAUUAAUGCUGUGGAUGGCCAACUCUAUGGAGCUUCUCAAUUUUGUACAGAGAAAGAUUCUAGACAUGGAAAAGGAAUGGGAGUCAGAAGGCACUUCACAAGAUGCUUUGCUCUCAAGUGACUUAGAAGCAUGUGAGGAGUCCAUGGCACUUCUUGAUGAGGUCAUCAUGUACACAUUUCAGCAGUGUGUCUACUACUUAACCAAGACAUUAUAUGCAGCUUUGCCUGCCCUCCUGGAGAGCAAUCCCUUCACGGAUCCAGGCAGUCUAUCAGAUGUAGGCGAGUUAAACAACAUGCCGGAAGGCACCCGUGGCACCCUUUCCAUUUACCAGGCGACACUGGAUUUAACUCGAGAGUGUGAACUACAUCCAGAUCUCGUCUCUCAGACUUUUGGCUAUCUAUUUUUUUUCUCCAAUGCUUCACUCUUUAAUACUCUUAUGGAAAAAGGCAAUGGAGAACCAUUUUACCAGUGGUCAAAGGCUGUUCAGAUUCGUACAAACCUUGACCUUGUACUUGAUUGGCUUCAAGGUAUAGGUCUUGGUGAUAUAGCCUCUGAAUUCUUCAGAAAGUUGUCUACAACUGUGAACUUGCUGUGCAUUCCUAAAACCAGUCUUUUAAAGCUUUCCUGGAGCAGUCUUCGAAGUGAGUAUUCUGCGAUUAGCAGUGCUCAGCUCAACCACUUGUUAAGGAACUAUCAUCUGGGAGUGGGACGAUCACAUCCAGCUGCUUGGGACCCCCCUGAGGAAGAAAAGGAUGAGAUCACAAACACAGACAUUUUUGAGAGCUUCACUGAUCAUCCUCCAUUGAUUCUACCAUGUGACAACUUCCGUAUGCAACUUUCCCAGCCCAUGAAUAAUGAUGCCUUUCACAAGCAGUUGUGUCAACUCAGACGGUUUGUUUGGGACCUUGAGCAGAAAUCACUGCCUGCCAACCAGAGAUCUUUAUACCGGGUCGAGAAUAGCCAGUAACAGAGCAUAACUAAUAUGGUGUUCCCAAGAAUACAAGCAGAAAAGAUUGUGGUGACUAUAUAUUUUGUGUCAUUUACAUUUUAUAAUGGACAAUAUGGAUCAGAAAAAAAUUAAACAGUUCACUUGUGAGAUGAUAGCACCAUGUUCUGGAUGUCUUCUCAUUCCAUUAUCUAACAGGAUAUAUGUAAGGUAAAACAAGAUGCUUUAUAAACUUACCGAAUGCUAGUAGCUCUUACAUUAAUUUAUAGCCUCACAUACAGACGUGGACAAAAUUGUUGGUACCCUUUGGUC